AUGCAUUGGGUCCUCCUUUUUGGUACUAUUCUGCUAUUCCGCCUGCCAGGAGCAGGCGCCUCCCCGGCUAAGACAAAAAUGUAUGGCAAGUUACCGCUAGUUUUAACAGACGCCUGCAUGGGAGUUCUCAGCGAAGUGACCUGGGAGUAUAGCAGCGAUGAUUUAUAUGCAUCACCAGCAUGUACAUAUGAACCGGCAUUACAGUCAAUGCUGUACUGUAUUUACGAAUCAUUGAAUGAAAAAGGUUAUUCAAACAAGACCUUUGAAAAAACAUUCGCUGCUAUCAAGGAAGAUUGCGCAUAUUAUACUGACAGCCUUCAGAAUAUGACUAAUACUGAUUUCUACAAUAUGCUGAAUAACGGAACAAAGCAUAUAGUGCAAUAUGCUGAAGGUAGCGCCAAUAUUACGUACCCAAUUGAGAUAGAUUCCCAAGUAAGGGAAAAUUACUAUUACUCUUACCAUGGUUUCUACGCCAACUAUGACAUUGGUCAUACAUAUGGUGGUAUUAUUUGCGCCUAUUUUGUGGGUGUUAUGAUUCUUGCCAGCAUUCUUCAUUAUAUGAGUUACACUCCGUUUAAAACUGCCUUAUUUAAACAAAGACUUGUCAGAUAUGUGAGAAGAUAUUUGACGCUACCUACCAUCUGGGGUAAGCACGCGUCGAGCUUUUCUCACCUUAAAGUUUUCACAGGGUACCUUCCCACACGAUUUGAAGGUGUCAUUAUACUUGGAUACCUUGUCCUUCAUACAGUUUUCCUGGCAUACGGCUAUCAGUAUGAUCCUUACAAUUUAAUCUUCGACUCUCGUAGAGAACAGGUUGCUCGAUACGUGGCCGAUAGAAGUGGGGUCCUGGCAUUUGCACACUUUCCCCUAAUAGCUCUUUUUGCAGGAAGAAACAAUUUUCUAGAAUUUAUCUCUGGCGUGAAAUAUACCUCUUUCAUUAUGUUUCAUAAAUGGCUGGGAAGAAUGAUGUUUUUAGAUGCUAUGAUUCAUGGUGCUGCUUAUACCAGUUAUGCAGUAUUCUAUAAAGAUUGGGAAGUGAGCAAGGAAGAGACAUAUUGGCAAUUUGGAGUAGCUGCCCUUUGUAUAGCUGGUGUUAUUGUUUUUUUUUCCUUGGCAAUGUUCAGAAAAUUCUUUUAUGAAGCUUUCUUAUUUCUUCAUAUUGUGCUUGGCGCAUUGUUCUUUUAUACGUGUUGGGAGCACGUCGUAGAGCUGAGUGGUAUCGAAUGGAUAUACGCUGCCAUUGCUAUUUGGAUUAUUGAUAGGCUCAUUCGAAUUCUAAGAGUAUCAUAUUUCGGUUUCCCUAAGGCCUCGUUGCAGCUAGUUGGAGAUGACAUCAUCCGAGUUACAGUCGAAAGGCCAGCAAGACUAUGGAAAGCCAAACCAGGACAAUAUGUCUUCGUGUCAUUUAUACAUCCGCUGUAUUUUUGGCAGUCACACCCUUUCACUGUUUUAGAUUCAAUUAUCAAAGAUGGUGAGCUGAUUAUUAUUCUGAAGGAAAAGAAGGGAGUAACAAGACUUGUUAAAAAAUACGUCCACCGCAAUGGAGGUAAGGCAUCUAUGAGACUAGCUAUAGAAGGACCAUAUGGCUCUUCCUCUGCAGUCAAUUAUUAUGAUAAUGUCUUGCUACUUACGGGGGGCACUGGUUUGCCUGGACCCAUUGCACAUGCAAUUAAACUUGGAAAAACUUCAGCGGCAGCUGGAAAACAAUCUGUAAAAUUAGUGGUUGCAGUUAGAGGGUUUGACGUGCUCGAGGCUUACAAACCAGAGCUAAUGUGUUUAGAGAAUAUGAAUGUACAGCUCCACAUCUACAACACAAUGCAAGUUCCACCAUUAACCCCCAAUGAUAGUUUGGAUAUUUCUCAACAGGAUGAAAAAGCCGAUGGAAAAGGUACUGUUAUGGCAACAACUCUAGAAAAGUCACCUAAUCCAUUUGAAUUUGAUGGUGCUGUUUUUCAUCAUGGAAGACCGAAUGUCGAAAAGCUUCUGCAUCAGGCCGCUGACCUAAAUGGCUCGUUGGCUGUGGUUUGUUGUGGGCCUCCUGUUUUCGUUGACGAAGUAAGAGAUCAGACUGCAAAGAUUGUUCUAGAGAAACCUGCAAAGGCAAUCGAAUACUUUGAAGAAUACCAAAGUUGGUAG
This is a messenger RNA of Saccharomyces paradoxus, 2136 nucleotides long. RefSeq names its product ferric-chelate reductase (gene FRE3). Gene Ontology annotation, biological process: iron ion transport; copper ion import; intracellular iron ion homeostasis. The coding region runs from base 1 to 2136 and encodes 711 amino acids. The transcript has a single exon. Gene Ontology annotation, molecular function: ferric-chelate reductase activity. Gene Ontology annotation, cellular component: plasma membrane. Lineage: Eukaryota; Fungi; Ascomycota; Saccharomycetes; Saccharomycetales; Saccharomycetaceae. The record is from RefSeq and is a predicted model, not a curated record.